AUGGCUCUUCUUCAGGGGAAGUGUUUGCUCCUCUCACGCCUCUUAAUGCUGCUGUCUUCCAUGACUCCAUCGGUUUCUUCACACAGCAGGCACUACACUGCCCCGAGUGUCACUCGCUUGACAGAUCUGUUCUCCCACGUCUCAAUCGACCAAGCCUUCAACAAGGUGUUCGGGGCCUCGAACAUUCAGCUUAUGAGCAAUGGGUCCUCUGCAUAUAUUUCUCUCAACAAAACAUCAGGUUCGGGAUUGGCCUCCCGGAAUAAGUACUACUAUGGGUUCUUCAGUGCUGCCAUCAAACUCCCUGCUGGUCUCACCUCUGGAGUAGUUGUUGCUUUCUACAUGUCCAAUGCAGAGACUUUCCCUCACAACCACGAUGAGAUAGACAUCGAACUGCUUGGACACGACAAGAGGAACGACUGGGUCCUGCAGACGAACAUCUACGCCAAUGGAAGCGUCAGCACUGGGAGAGAAGAAAAGUUCUACCUUUGGUUCGACCCGACUCAGCAGCACCACUACUACAGCAUCAUCUGGAACAGCCAUCACAUUGUGUUCCUCGUGGACAACAUUCCAGUGAGGGAAUUCCCUAACAAUGGAGCCUUCUCCUCCACAUUCCCAUCAAAGCCCAUGUCCUUGUACGCGACGAUAUGGGACGGUUCCGAGUGGGCUACUCACGGAGGAAAGUACCCGGUAAAUUACCGCUAUGCUCCUUACGUGGCUUCAUUUGCAGACAUGGAAGUGGAGGGCUGCGUCUCGGAUCCUAGACUACCAUCGCCCCCGUGUUCAAAGAAGAACCCCUCGAGCGUAGACCCUGUCGAGGGGCAAGGUUUCGCAGCACUCUCGGAGCAGCAGCUCUCAGCCAUGAAGUGGGCCCGGAGUAAGCUCAUGUUCUAUUCCUACUGUAAAGAUACUACCCGGUUUAAAGUCUUACCCCCCGAGUGCAGAUAACGGGACCGAAAAUUAUCUCACAAUAAAUAAUUUUUCUACUGACACAUCGUACACUUCGAAAAGAAGGCAAGAUUAUCAGAUCGGUUGGUUUCGUAUCCCAAAUCAUGAGAUAGCGCCAACACUUAUAUCGAAGUAUAUGAGGUCUUGGUUCGGUUCAAUUGCCUUAUUCAUA
Punica granatum (pomegranate) is the source of this 1117-nucleotide messenger RNA. The record is from RefSeq and is a predicted model, not a curated record. Lineage: Eukaryota; Viridiplantae; Streptophyta; Magnoliopsida; Myrtales; Lythraceae.